CGCGACUUCUUCUUUCAAGGUGCCCUUUAUAUUGGAUGUCUCUUAGUCACAUCAGAGUGUUCAGCAGUUCAUCUCUGAGCUCUGACUUCUUUGAAUGAAGCCAGAGCUCUGGGUAACAUCUUCAGAGAGAGAGAGAAAGAGGCUCUUGGACCUCCUGAGCACAGGGAGCUCACAGAAUGGUGCGGGAAGGGAAUGCAGAAUCCUGCUUCCGGGUGAGGCUCUGGUGUAUUGCGGUACUUGGCUUAGCCCUCCUCAGUGCAUGCUUCAUUGUGAGCUGUGUGGUGACUUAUUAUUUUACAUAUGGCAACACUGGCAAAAGGCUGUCUGAACUUCACACACAUCAUUCAAAUCUAACCUGCUUCAGUGAAGGGACAAGGGUGACAGAAAAGAUUUGGGGGUGUUGCCCAGGUACCUGGAAGCCGUUCGGUUCCAGCUGCUACUUUAUUUCUUCUGAAGAGAAUUUCUGGGCUAAGAGUGAGCAGAACUGCAUUGGGAUGGGAGCUCACUUGGUGGUGAUCAACACAGAAACAGAGCAGGAUUUCAUUAUCCAGCAGCUGAAUAAAACAUUUUCGUAUUUUCUGGGACUCUCAGACCCACAAGGGAAUGGCAACUGGCAAUGGAUUGAUCAGACUCCUUACAAGGAAAAUGUCAGAUUUUGGCACCAAAAUGAACCCAACUUUUCUGCAGAGGAAUGUGCCUCAGUUGUUUUCUGGGAUGGGAGAGGAUGGGGCUGGAAUGAUGUUUUCUGUGAUUCUAAAAGGAAAUCAAUAUGUGAGAUGAAGAAGAUUUACCUAUGAGUGGAACUUUGUUCACUAACAUCUUUAAAAUUUAGACCCAUUGUAAAAUUAUAAUUUCCUUUUGUAACUUAUGAUAAUUCUCAUCAUAUCAGGUCACGGGGAUAUUCCAAUGCCUUUCUCUCUUCAGUUCGUCCUCUUCUAUUGACCUCUUUUCCACUAAUCUUAGGAUGAACUUUCCUUAAUUUUCUUUUUUGUUUAGUUUGUUAUUCAUUCUUUUCUUCUCUUUUUUCAUACUUCUUUUCAACAUUUGUUGUUCCAGAUAUUGUACUAUUUUGUCUAUUAAAAGGCUUUGUUGUUGUUUAGUUGCUAAA
Molecule: messenger RNA, 1108 nt
Organism: Capra hircus (goat)
Lineage: Eukaryota; Metazoa; Chordata; Mammalia; Artiodactyla; Bovidae
Gene: CLEC6A
Product: C-type lectin domain family 6 member A
Exons: 6
Coding region: 177-797 (206 amino acids)
Biological process (GO): antifungal innate immune response
Cellular component (GO): external side of plasma membrane
Molecular function (GO): carbohydrate binding
Source: RefSeq, a predicted model, not a curated record